Molecule: messenger RNA, 1969 nt
Organism: Bubalus bubalis (water buffalo)
Lineage: Eukaryota; Metazoa; Chordata; Mammalia; Artiodactyla; Bovidae
Product: cytochrome P450 2C31-like
Exons: 9
Coding region: 43-1515 (490 amino acids)
Biological process (GO): xenobiotic metabolic process
Cellular component (GO): cytoplasm; intracellular membrane-bounded organelle
Molecular function (GO): heme binding; oxidoreductase activity, acting on paired donors, with incorporation or reduction of molecular oxygen, reduced flavin or flavoprotein as one donor, and incorporation of one atom of oxygen; iron ion binding
Source: RefSeq, a predicted model, not a curated record
UUAGAUUUUAAACUUUCAGUUGCCCUCACGCGAAGCACACCAAUGGAACUCUUCGUAGUUCUGGUGACCUGUCUUUCUUUUUUGAUUUUCCUUUUUCUGUGGAAUCAGAGGCAUGCCAAAGGGAAGCUGCCACCUGGGCCCACUCCUCUCCCAGUUUUUGGAAAUAUUUUCCAGAUAAAUACUAAGAAUGUCAGCAAAUCCAUAAGCAAGCUAGCAGAAGAUUAUGGUCCUGUGUUCACUCUGUAUUUUGGCAUGAAGCCCACUGUGGUGUUGCAUGGAUAUGAAGCAGUGAAGCAAGUCCUAAUUGAUCAGAGUGAGGAAUUUUCUGCCAGAGGCAGUUUACCAGCAGCAGACAACAUCAACCAGGGAUUAGGAAUUGUUUUCAGCAAUGGAGAAAAAUGGAAGCAAACUCGGCGUUUCUCCCUCAUGGUUUUGAGGAAUAUGGGGAUGGGGAAGAGGACGAUUGAACACAGAAUUCAAGAGGAAGCCUUGUGUUUGGUGGAAGCAUUAAAAAAAACCAAUGGAUCUCCAUGUGAUCCUACUUUCCUUCUGAGCUAUGCUCCCUGCAAUGUGAUCUGCUCCAUUAUAUUCCAGAAUCGUUUUGAAUACAGUGAUGAAAAAUUUCUGACCUUGGCAAAGUAUUUUGAUGAAAAUGCAAAAAUUGUAAGCACCCCCUGGAUUGAGCUCUACAAUGCUUUCCCCUCUUUACUACAUUAUCUCCCAGGGAGUCAUAACACAUUAUUUAAAAACAUGACUGAGCAAAGAAAGUUUAUUUUGGAGAAAAUAAAGGAACACCAAGAAUCCUUGGACCUCAAUAACCCUCAAGACUUUAUUGAUUACUUCCUGAUUAAAAUGGAAAAGGAGAAACACAAUAAACAGUCUGAGUUUACCAUGGACAACUUGAUCACCACUGUAUGGGAUGUGCUUACUGCUGGAACAGAGACAACAAGCCUCACUCUGAGAUAUGGGGUCCUGCUCCUGCUGAAGCACCCAGAGGUCACAGCUAAAGUGCAGGAAGAAAUUAACCGUGUGGUUGGCAGAAACCGGAGUCCAUGCAUGGAGGACAGGAGCCGCAUGCCCUACACAGAUGCUGUGAUCCACGAGAUCCAGAGAUUCAUUGACCUUAUCCCCAACAACCUACCCCAUGCUGCAGCUCAGGACAUUAAAUUCAGAGAAUAUCUCAUUCCCAAGGGCACAACCAUAUUAACAUCUCUGACUUCUGUCCUGCACGAUGGCAAGGAGUUUCCCAACCCAGAGCAGUUUGAUCCUGGUCACUUCCUGGAUAAAAGUGGUAACUUUAAGAAGAGUGACUACUUCAUGGCUUUUUCAGCAGGAAAAAGAGUUUGUGUUGGAGAAGGCCUGGCCCGCAUGGAACUGUUUUUACUCCUGGUCAGCAUUUUACAGAAGUUUACCUUGAAACCUCUGGUUGAUCUGAAGAACAUUGAUACUACACCACUUCUGAAAGGGGUGGGAUCUAUACCACACUUCUAUGAGGUCUGUUUCAUUCCAGUCUGAAGAAAGGGCUGCUGCCAGAUUGCAGAUAAGCCUCUCCAGCUCUGUCUACACAAGCUGAUGCUCUUUGCCCUUGCUGUUAGCUAUGGUCCACCUCUCCCUUAAAGUCAGGAGUGACAUUCCUGAGCCCUGUCUCUUCUGAUUUUCUUUAAGAUUCAGUUCAAGUUUUGCUUCAUGAACUACAGCUCACUGUUUUGUCUUCAAUAAAAUGUUUUUUUGUAAUUCUAUCCUGAGAUCUUAAGCUGUAUCUUAUCUACAGUGAAAAGGUACCUUAUAAAUGUCAUACUUUGAUUUUUAAAAAAAUUAGAGUAGAAAAUUAUCACGUGUUAAAAAAUAUAUGUGUAUAAUGUACUCAUCUCUUACUGCUAUUAUCUCUUCAGGGGAGUAAUCUCUUGACAGUUUGGCAUGUAUAAUUUCUGUUUUUUCAGUGUUCAUUAAAGUGUAAUCGUAUGUGUGA